AUGGAGCGCGUGCUCGCAGCACUCACGCGGUUGGAAACACGCAUAGACACUAUUGAAAGAGCUAGUGUAAGCGUGUCAAACGCUUCGCCUGUCUCGCCACGCAUGCAACAUGCUCAACCUGGGCGACAAACGGAUGGGCGCAACGUGGUGCAAGUGGCAUUCGCUGGGAGCUAUUUUCGUCGCGCAAUAGAUGGAGGCAGUGCGCUAGGGCGUACGCCAAUGCAGAUCGACGAGCUGUCCGGUAUGGGACCGUUUGGGCUGGGAGCUUUUACAGGCGCGCCGAAGUACAGACGCGGGUUAAUCAAGGUUCGGCGGAGGCACAAGCCGCGUUGGAAGCACAAGCGGCAGCCCAAGCGCAAGCAGAGUAUUAAGCUCAGGCGCAUCAUCAACAAGCACCGCCCCCAACGCCGUACGCAGACCCUGGCUGCUUGCCGGGUCUUGGUGGACAUCGCGUGCCCAACGCUCGAGGCUCAAAGUUGA
Messenger RNA from Peronospora farinosa, 480 nucleotides. The record is from the annotation of a GenBank genome assembly. Lineage: Eukaryota; Oomycota; Peronosporomycetes; Peronosporales; Peronosporaceae.